UUCAAACCCUUAACUGGACAAGACAAACCUAUCAGAACUGUGCUGACAAAGGGAGUCGCUGGCAUUGGAAAAACAGUCUCUGUGCAGAAGUUCAUUCUGGACUGGGCUGAAGGAAAAGCAAAUCAGGAUGUCCAAUUUGUAUUUUCAUUCCCUUUUCGGGAGCUGAAUUUGAUGAAAGAGGACAAACACACUUUCAUUGAACUUCUCAAUCACUUCUCAAUGGAAACCAAACAAUCAGGAAUCUCCAUCUACAACAAGUACAAAGUUCUGUUCAUCUUUGAUGGUCUGGAUGAGUGCCGACUGCCCCUAGACUUCCAGAAGAACAAGAUCUGUUGGGACGUCACAAAGUCAACCUCAGUGGAUGUUCUGCUGACAAAUCUCAUCAAGGGAAAUCUGCUUCCCUCUGCUCUCCUCUGGAUAACUACCCGACCUGCAGCAGCCAAUAAGAUCCCUUCUGGGUGUGUUGACCAGGUGACAGAGGUACGAGGGUUCAAUGACCCACAGAAGGAAGAGUACUUCAGGAAGAGAUUCAGUGAUGAGGACCUGGCCAGCAGAAUCAUCUCACACAUAAAGACAUCAAGGAGCCUCCACAUCAUGUGCCACAUUCCAGUCUUCUGUUGGAUUUCUGCAAUAGUCCUUGAACACAUGAUGCAACAUAAGAGAGAAGAGAUGCCCAAGACACUGACUGAGAUGUACACACACCUUGUGGUGUUUCAUACCAAACAGAAGAAUGAAAAGUAUCUUGGGAAAGAAGAGACAGGUCCACACUGGAAUAAAGAGAGCAUUCUGUCACUGGGAAAACUGGCUUUUCAACAGCUUGUGAAGGGCAAUCUGAUUUUCUAUGAAGAAGACCUGAAAGAGGCUGGCAUUGAUGUCAAUGAAGCCUCAGUGUACUCAGGAUUGUGCACACAGCUCUUUAAAGAGGAAUGUGGGCUGUACCAGGACAAGGUGUACUGCUUUGUUCAUCUGAGCAUUCAGGAGUUUCUGGCUGCUGUAUAUGUGUUCCUCUCAUUCAUCAACAACAAUGAGAAUCUAAUGGACAAACUGCAAACAAAGUCCAGUAUCUUUUCUUUGCUGUUCAGAGACAAGCCUGAAGUUACUUUCUACAAGAGUGCUGUGGAUAAAGCCUUACAAAGUGAGACGGGAAACCUGGACCUUUUCCUCCGCUUCCUUCUGGGCCUCUCACUGGAGUCCAAUCAGAAGCACUUACGAGGUCUACUGACAAAGGCAAGAAGCAGCUCACAGAGCCAUGAAGAAACAGUCAAGUACAUCAAGGAGAAGAUCGGGGAGGAUCUCUCUCCAGAGAGGAGCAUCAAUCUGUUCCACUGUCUGAAUGAACUGAAUGACCAUUCUCUAGUGGAGGAGAUCCAAAGAUACCUGAGAUCAGGAAGUCUCUCAAAACCCAACCUGUCACCUGCACAGUGGUCAGCUCUGGUCUUUGUGUUGCUGACUUCAGAAAAGGAGCUGGAUGUGUUUGACCUGAAGAAAUACUCCAGAUCAGAGGAAGGUCUUCUGAGGCUGCUGCCAGUGGUCAAAGAGCUGGACCUGAGUAACAAUGACCUGAAGGAUUCAGGAGUGAAGCUGCUCUCUGCUGGACUGGGGAAUCCCCACUGUAAACUGGAGACUCUGAGGCUGUCAGGCUGUCUAGUCACAGAGGAAGGCUGUGCUUCUCUGGUCUCAGCUCUGAGGUCAAACCCCUCACACCUGAGAGAGCUGGACCUGAGCUACAAUCACCCAGGAGACUCAGGAGUCAGACUGCUCUCUGCUGGACUGGAGGAUCCACACUGCAGACUGGAGAAACUCAAGUAUGUAGAGGGUUUAUGUCAAUGUUCAUAUCAGACAUGUUGGACUUAUCAGGCUGGUCUGGACCUAAACACAGUAAACAGACACCUCUCUCUGUCUGAGGGGAACAGAAAGGUGACAUGGAGGACAGAGGAGCAGCCGUAUCCUGAUCACCCAGAGAGAUUUGAGUACUGGGAACAGGUGCUGUGUAGAGAGGGUCUGACUGGGUGCUGUUACUGGGAGGCAGAGUGGAGUGGGGGGGCUGUUAUAGGAGUGACAUAUAAAGGAAUCAGCAGGAGAGGAAGGGUUGAUGACUGUUGUCUUGGAUACAAUGACAAGUCCUGGAGUCUGUUCUGCUCUGACAACAGUUACUAUGCCAGGCACAAUGAUAAUCACACUACCAUAGACGUCCCCUCCUCCAGCUCCCACAGAGUAGGAGUGUAUCUGGACUGGCCAGCCGGCACUCUGUCCUUCUAUAGAGCCUCCUCUGACACACUGACCCACCUGAUCACAUUCACCUCCACAUUCACUGAGCCCAUCUGUCCAGGGUUUAGGGUUUGGGAUGAUGACUCCUCAGUGUCCCUGGAAUAACACAGGGUUUGGGAUAAUCACAUUUAUGGAUCAGAAAUACACACACACACACUCUGGACACACACACACUGGACAAAUACACACACACACACUCUGGACACACACACACACUAGACACACACACACUAGACA
Molecule: messenger RNA, 2505 nt
Organism: Oncorhynchus kisutch (coho salmon)
Lineage: Eukaryota; Metazoa; Chordata; Actinopteri; Salmoniformes; Salmonidae
Product: NLR family CARD domain-containing protein 3-like
Exons: 4
Molecular function (GO): protein binding
Source: RefSeq, a predicted model, not a curated record